AUGGGGCCGGCCGGAGGUGUGGCUCCAGUCGCUGAGGCCCUGGGCUGGGCCCGCUCUGGGAGGUCCCUGCGUUGCAAGCUGCGGCGAGGCCUUCGCGGGCCAGCGGUGCCAGGCGCACAGCCCCUGCCUCAGCGCCCCCUGCAAGAACGCGGGGACCUGCCACGUGCUGGAGCGCGGCGGCGUGCUGGCCUACACCUGCAGCUGCCGCCUGGGCUUCUCCGGGCCCCUCUGCCUGACGCCCUGGGACAACGCCUGCCUCGCUGCCGUGUCUGCCACAGCUGCGGCGAGGCCUUCGCGGGCCAGCGGUGCCAGGCGCACAGCCCCUGCCUCAGCGCCCCCUGCAAGAACGCGGGGACCUGCCACGUGCUGGAGCGCGGCGGCGUGCUGGCCUACACCUGCAGCUGCCGCCUGGGCUUCUCCGGGCCCCUCUGCCUGACGCCCUGGGACAACGCCUGCCUCGCCAGCCCCUGCCGUAACGGCGGCACCUGCGACCUGCUCACGCUCACAGAGUACAAGUGCCGCUGUCCACCGGGCUGGUCAGGGAAGACGUGCCAGCAGGCUGACCCGUGCGCCUCCAACCCCUGUGCCAACGGCGGCCAGUGCCUGCCCUUCGAGGCCUCGUACAUCUGCGGCUGCCCGGCCGGCUUCCACGGGCCCACCUGCCGGCAGGACGUGAACGAGUGCAGCCAGAGCCCCGGGCCCUGCCUCAACGGCGGCACCUGCCUCAACGAGCUGGGCUCCUACCGCUGCGCCUGCCGCGCCAGCCACACCGGCCCCCACUGCGAGCUGCCCUACGUGCCCUGCAGCCCCUCCCCCUGCCAGAACGGCGGCACCUGCCGCCCCACGGGGGACACCACGCAUGAGUGCGCCUGCCUGCCAGGGUUCACCGGCCACAGCUGUGAAGAAAACAUCGACGACUGUCCAGGACACGGCUGCCAGAACGGGGGCACCUGCGUGGACGGGGUGAACACCUACAACUGCCGCUGCCCGCCGGAGUGGACAGGCCAGUACUGCACCAAGGACAUGGACGAGUGCCAGCUGAUGCCCAACGCCUGCCAGAACGGCGGGACCUGCCACAACGCCAACGGCGGCUUCAACUGCGUGUGCGUCAACGGCUGGACGGGUGAGGACUGUAGUGAGAACAUCGACGACUGCGCCAGCGCCGCCUGCUUCCACGGCGCCACCUGCCACGACCGCGUGGCCUCCUUCUACUGCGAGUGUCCCCACGGCCGCACCGGCCUGCUGUGCCACCUCAACGACGCCUGCAUCAGCAACCCCUGCAACGAGGGCUCCAACUGCGACACCAACCCCGUCAACGGCAAGGCCAUCUGCACCUGCCCUUCGGGGUACACGGGGCCAGCCUGUAGCCAGGACGUGGAUGAGUGUUCGCUGGGCGCCAACCCCUGUGAGCACAAAGGCAGGUGCAUCAACACGCUGGGCUCCUUCGAGUGCCAGUGUCUGCAGGGCUACACCGGCCCCCGCUGUGAGAUCGACGUCAACGAGUGCGUCUCGAACCCGUGUCAGAACGACGCCACCUGCCUGGACCAGAUCGGGGAGUUCCAGUGCAUCUGCAUGCCCGGCUACGAGGGCGUGCACUGCGAAGUGAACACGGACGAGUGUGCCAGCAGCCCCUGCCUGCAGAACGGCCGCUGCCUGGACAAGAUCAAUGGGUUCCUGUGCCAGUGCCCCACAGGCUUCACCGGGAGCCUGUGCCAGUACGAUGUGGACGAGUGCGCAAGCACACCCUGCAGGAACGGCGCCAAGUGCCUGGACGGGCCCAACACCUACACCUGCGUGUGCACGGAGGGCUACACGGGGCCCCACUGCGAGGUGGACAUCAACGAGUGCGACCCCGACCCCUGCCACUACGGGUCCUGCAAGGACGGCGUCGCCACCUUCACCUGCCUGUGCCAGCCGGGCUAUACCGGCCACCACUGCGAGACCAACAUCAACGAGUGCCACAGCCAGCCCUGCCGCCACGGGGGCACCUGCCAGGACCGCGACAACGCCUACCAGUGCCUCUGCCUCAAGGGGACCACAGGACCCAACUGUGAGAUCAACCUGGACGACUGUGCCAGCAGCCCCUGUGACUCGGGCACGUGUCUGGAUAAGAUCGAUGGCUUCGAGUGUGCGUGUGAGCCAGGCUACACAGGAAGCAUGUGCAACAUCAACAUCGAUGAGUGUGCCGGGGACCCCUGCCACAAUGGGGGCACCUGCCAGGACGGCAUCAACGGCUUCAGCUGCCGCUGCCCGGAGGGCUACCACGACCCCACGUGCCUGUCUGAGGUGGACGAGUGCGACAGCAACCCCUGCAUCCACGGGGUCUGCCGGGACGGCCUCAACGGGUACAAGUGUGACUGUGAGCCUGGGUGGAGCGGGGCCAGCUGCGACAUCAACAAUAACGAGUGCGAGUCCAACCCCUGUGUCAACGGUGGCACCUGCAAGGACAUGACCAGCGGCUACGUGUGCGCCUGCCGGGAAGGCUUCAGUGGCCCCAACUGCCAAACCAACAUCAACGAAUGUGCAUCCAACCCGUGUCUGAACCAGGGCACGUGUAUCGAUGACGUGGCCGGGUACAAGUGCAACUGCCUGCUGCCCUACACAGGAGCCACGUGUGAGGUGGUGCUGGCCCCAUGUGCCCCUGGCCCCUGCAGGAACGGUGGCGCGUGCAAGGCGUCUGAGGACUAUGAGAGCUUUUCCUGCGUCUGCCCCCCGGGCUGGCAGGGGCAGACCUGCGAGGUCGACAUCAACGAGUGUGUGAAGAGCCCGUGCCGCAACGGAGCCUCCUGCCAGAACACCAACGGCGGCUACCGCUGCCACUGCCCGGCGGGCUACACGGGGCGCACCUGCGAGACGGACAUCGACGACUGCCGGCCCAACCCAUGCCACAACGGUGGCUCCUGCACAGACGGUGUCAACAUGGCCUUCUGCGGCUGCCUGCCUGGCUUCCAGGGCACCUUCUGUGAGGAGGACAUCGACGAGUGUGCCAGCAACCCCUGCCACAACGGCGCCAACUGCACCGACUGUGUGGCCAGCUACACCUGCACCUGCCCCACAGGCUUCAGCGGGAUCCAUUGCGAGAACAACACGCCCGACUGCACGGAGAGCUCCUGCUUCAAUGGUGGCACCUGUGUGGACGGCAUCAACUCCUUUACCUGCCUGUGUCCACCGGGCUUCACGGGCAGCUACUGCCAGCACGACGUCAACGAGUGUGACUCGCGUCCCUGCCUGCACGGUGGCACCUGCCAGGAUAGCUAUGGCACGUACAAGUGCAGCUGCCCGCAGGGCUACACCGGCCUCAACUGCCAAAACCUCGUGCGCUGGUGUGACUCCUCGCCUUGCAAGAACGGUGGCAAGUGCUGGCAGACCAACACCCAGUACCGCUGCGAGUGCCACAGCGGCUGGACCGGCCUCUACUGCGACGUGCCCAGUGUUUCCUGUGAGGUGGCCGCAUGGCAGCAAGGCAUCGACGUGACUAGCCUGUGCCGGAACGGGGGCCUCUGCAUGGACGCAGGCAGCACGCACCACUGCCGCUGCCAGGCGGGCUACACCGGCAGCUACUGCGAGGACCAGGUGGAUGAGUGCUCACCCAACCCCUGCCACAACGGCGCCACCUGCACGGACUACCCCGGCGGCUACUCCUGCAAGUGCGUGGCCGGCUACCAUGGGGUGAACUGCUCCGAGGAGAUCAACGAGUGCCUGUCCCACCCGUGCCAGAAUGGGGGCACCUGCAUCGACCUCACCAACACGUACAAGUGUUCCUGUCCCCGGGGCACUCAGGGCGUGCACUGUGAGGUAGACGUGGACGACUGCAGCCCCCCCAUCGACCCCGUGUCCCGGGGCCCCAAGUGCUUCAACAACGGCACCUGCGUGGACCAGGUGGGCGGCUACAGCUGCACCUGCCUGCCCGGCUUCGUGGGCGAGCGCUGUGAGGGCGAUGUCAACGAGUGCCUGUCCAACCCCUGUGACGCCCGCGGCACCCAGAACUGCGUGCAGCGCGUCAAUGACUUCCACUGCGAGUGUCGUGCCGGCCACACCGGGCGCCGCUGCGAAUCGGUCAUCAACGGCUGCAAAGGGAAGCCAUGCCAGAAUGGGGGCACCUGCGCCGUGGCCUCCAACACGGCCCGCGGGUUCAUCUGCAAAUGCCCGGAGGGCUUCGAAGGCGCCACGUGCGAGAACGACGCACGCACCUGCGGCAGCCUGCGGUGCCUGAACGGCGGCACCUGCACCUCGGGCCCGCGCAGCCCCACCUGCCUGUGCCGGAGCGCCUUCACCGGCCGCGAGUGCCAGUUCCCGGCCGGCAGCCCCUGCGUGGACAGCAACCCCUGCUACAACCAGGGCACCUGCGAGCCCACGUCCGAGAGCCCGUUCUACCGCUGCCUGUGCCCCGCCAAGUUCAACGGGCUCCUGUGCCACAUCCUGGACUACAGCUUCCGGGGGGGCGUGGGGCUGGACAUCACUCCGCCGCAGAUCGAGGAGGCGUGCGAGCUGCCCGAGUGCCAAGCGGAGGCCGGCAACAAGGUGUGCAGCCUGCGGUGCAACAACCACGCGUGCGGCUGGGACGGCGGCGACUGCUCCCUCAACUUCAACGACCCGUGGCAGAACUGCACGCAGUCGCUGGAGUGCUGGAAGUACUUCAGCAACGGCCGCUGCGACAGCCAGUGCAGCUCGGCCGGCUGCCUCUUCGACGGCUUCGACUGCCAGGGCACGGACGGCCAGUGCAAGUGCGGCGGCCGCUGGCGCAGGGAGCUGGACCCGAUGGACGUCCGCGGGUCUAUCGUCUACCUGGAGAUCGACAACCGGCAGUGUGUCCAGUCGUCCUCACAGUGCUUCCAGAGCACCACGGACGUGGCCGCCUUCCUGGGGGCGCUGGCCUCGCUGGGCAGCCUGAACAUCCCCUACAAGAUUGAGGCUGUGCAGAGUGAGACGGUGGAGCCACCGCCCUCCCCACCGCUGCACUUCAUGUACGUGGCCGUGGUCGCCCUCGUCCUGCUGAUCUUCGUGGGCUGCGGGGUCCUGCUGUCCCGCAAGCGGCGGCGGCAGCAUGGCCAGCUCUGGUUCCCCGAGGGCUUCAAGGUGUCGGAGGCCAGCAAGAAGAAGCGGCGGGAGCCCCUGGGCGAGGACUCCGUGGGCCUCAAGCCCCUGAAAAAUACCUCGGACGGCGCCCUCAUGGAUGACAACCAGAACGAGUGGGGUGACGAGGAUCUGGAGACCAAGAAGUUCCGGUUCGAGGAGCCAGUGGUUCUUCCUGACCUGGAUGACCAGACAGACCACCGACAGUGGACCCAGCAGCACCUGGACGCCGCCGACCUGCGUGUGUCCGCCAUGGCCCCCACACCGCCCCAGGGCGAGGCCGACACCGACUGCAUGGACGUCAACGUCCGUGGGCCUGACGGCUUCACGCCUCUGAUGAUAGCCUCGUGCAGCGGAGGGGGCCUGGAGACCGGCAACAGCGAGGAGGAGGAGGACGCACCGGCCGUCAUCUCGGACUUCAUCUAUCAGGGCGCCAGCCUGCACAACCAGACGGACCGCACCGGUGAGACCGCCCUGCACCUGGCCGCCCGCUACUCACGCUCUGACGCGGCCAAGCGCCUACUGGAGGCCAGCGCCGACGCCAACAUCCAGGACAACAUGGGGCGCACGCCGCUGCACGCGGCUGUGUCUGCCGACGCCCAGGGCGUCUUCCAGAUCCUGAUCCGGAACCGAGCCACAGACCUGGACGCCCGCAUGCACGACGGCACGACGCCGCUGAUCCUGGCCGCCCGGCUGGCCGUGGAGGGCAUGCUGGAGGACCUCAUCAACUCCCAUGCCGACGUCAACGCCGUGGAUGACCUGGGCAAGUCCGCCCUGCACUGGGCCGCGGCCGUGAACAACGUGGACGCCGCCGUGGCGCUGCUGAAGCAUGGUGCCAACAAGGACAUGCAGAACAGCAAGGAGGAGACGCCGCUGUUCCUGGCCGCCCGGGAGGGCAGCUACGAGACGGCCAAGGCACUGCUGGAGCACUGUGCCAACCGGGACAUCGCCGACCACAUGGACCGCCUGCCGCGGGACAUCGCACAGGAGCGCAUGCACCACGACAUCGUGCGGCUGCUGGACGAGCACGGCCUGGCGCGCGGCGCCCCCCUGGGCGGCGCGCCCACCCUGUCGCCCCCGCUCUGCUCGCCCAGCGGCUACCUGGGCAGCCUCAGGCCCGCCGUGCAGGGCAAGAAGGCCCGCAAGCCCAGCACCAAGGGCCUGGCUAGUGGAGGCAAGGAGGCCAGGGACCUCAAGGCCCGGAGGAAGAAGUCCCAGGACGGCAAGGGCUGCCUGCUGGACAGCGCGAGCGUGCUGUCCCCCGUGGACUCCCUCGAGUCGCCCCACGGCUACCUGUCGGACGUGGCCUCGCCACCCCUCCUGCCUUCCCCCUUCCAGCAGUCUCCGUCCGUGCCCCUCAGCCACCUGCCGGGCAUGCCCGACACCCACCUGGGCCUCAGCCACCUGGGUGUGGCGGCCAAGCCCGAGAUGGCAGCGCUGGGCGGGGGCGGCCGGCUGGCCUUCGAGGCUGGGCCGCCACGCCUCUCCCACCUGCCUGUGGCUUCCAGCACCAGCACAGUCCUGGGUUCUGGCAGUGGCAGCGGGGCCGUGAAUUUUGCCGUGGGCGGAACCACGGGCUUGAACGGCCAGUGCGAGUGGCUGUCUCGACUGCAGAGUGGUCUGGUGCCAAACCAGUACAACCCACUGCGAGGGAGCGUGGCCCCGGGCACGCUGAGCACACAGGCCCCUGCCCUGCAGCACGGCAUGAUAGGUCCGCUGCACGGCGGCCUCUCCGCCACUGCCCUGUCCCAGAUGCUAAGCUACCAGGCCCUGCCCAACACGCGGCUGACCACCCAGCCUCACCUGGUGCCGACCCAGCAGGUGCAGCAGCAGCAAAACUUACAGAUGCAGCAGCAGCAGAGCAUGCAGCCGCCGCCGAACCUGCCGCCACCGAGCAUCCAGCAGCAGCAGAACCUGCAGCCGCCGCCCCAGCCACACCUCGGCGUGAGCUCGGCCGCCAGCGGCCACAUCGGCCGGAGCUUCCUGGGUGGGGAGCCGAGCCAGGCAGACGUGCAGCCACUGGGCCCCAGCAGCCUGGCGGUGCACACCACCCUACCACAGGACAGCCAAGCCCUGCCCACGCCACUGCCGUCCUCCCUGGUCCCGCCCAUGACCACCGCCCAGUUCCUGACGCCGCCCUCGCAGCACAGCUAUUCCUCUCCCAUGGACAACACCCCCAGCCACCAGCUGCAGGUGCCCGAGCACCCCUUCCUCACCCCGUCCCCCGAGUCCCCCGACCAGUGGUCCAGCUCCUCCCCACACUCCAACAUCUCCGAUUGGUCCGAGGGCAUCUCCAGCCCGCCCACCAGCAUGCAGUCCCAGAUCGCCCACGUCCCGGAGGCCUUCAAGUAAACAGGCGGCUCGUGCUUCCUUUCCCAGGCCCUGCCGGGCGGCCGCCGUGCGCUCCACGGAUGCCGGGCUGACCCAGGGAGCUUUUUUAGAAAGAAAUAUGUUUUUAUACAAAAUAAGAGAACGAGGACUUGAAAUUCUUUUUUUAGUAUUUAUUUAUGUACUUUUAUUUUACAUGGAAACACUGUCUUUUUAUUUAUAUGUACUGUUUUCUAUGGCACCGAUAGACUAGUUCUCAGUUGGGUUUUCUUACGUAGGAUAAAGAUUAUGUAUUUGUAAAAAAUAUAUAUAUAAACAAAGAUUCAUGAUUUAUAAAUGCCA
Pteropus alecto (black flying fox) is the source of this 7743-nucleotide messenger RNA. RefSeq names its product notch 1 (gene NOTCH1). Gene Ontology annotation, cellular component: membrane. The transcript is spliced from 33 exons. The coding region runs from base 1 to 7425 and encodes 2474 amino acids. The record is from RefSeq and is a predicted model, not a curated record. Gene Ontology annotation, biological process: Notch signaling pathway; multicellular organism development; cell differentiation. NCBI's taxonomy places the organism in Eukaryota, Metazoa, Chordata, Mammalia, Chiroptera, Pteropodidae. Gene Ontology annotation, molecular function: signaling receptor activity; Notch binding; calcium ion binding.